Messenger RNA from Erpetoichthys calabaricus (reedfish), 3725 nucleotides. RefSeq names its product muscle, skeletal, receptor tyrosine kinase (gene musk). Gene Ontology annotation, molecular function: transmembrane receptor protein tyrosine kinase activity; protein binding; ATP binding. Gene Ontology annotation, biological process: protein phosphorylation; multicellular organism development; cell surface receptor protein tyrosine kinase signaling pathway. Bases 140 to 2974 code for a protein of 944 amino acids. The transcript is spliced from 17 exons. The record is from RefSeq and is a predicted model, not a curated record. Lineage: Eukaryota; Metazoa; Chordata; Cladistia; Polypteriformes; Polypteridae. Gene Ontology annotation, cellular component: signaling receptor complex.
AACUUAGAGCCAGAUGACAGGCCUACAACAGAGAUGGUUAGCUGUUUCAGAAGUCUAUUGCAAAAGAUGAAUUUAAAAUGAACGUUGCCGAUGCUAUGAAUCUCUUUGCUAAGCGGACAAACUUUUAUGUGGACUAAGCAUGAAGCCAAUUGAAUACAUUCCAUUACUACAAAUGCUCUUUUUGGCAUUAACAUACAGCACUGAAAACCUCCAAAAAGGUCCACGGAUCAUCACUCCCCUGGAAACAGUGGAUGUAGAAAUGGAGCAAAAUGCUACAUUUGUUUGUGAGGUAAAUUCACAACCUCUUGCAGAAAUCACUUGGACCCGCAAUAAUUUUCCAGUCCAGUCUUUCAACAGACGAUACAUUGCAAGAGAAAAUGGCCAAAUGUUAAUAAUUCCUAAUGUUAAAGAUACAGACAAUGGGGAGUAUUGCUGCCUUGUUGACAAUGGAAUAUCAGAGUCUGCUAAAAGCUGUGGAGCUUUGCAAGUCAAAAUGAGGCCUCAGAUCAAACGACACCCCUCAAAUGUUACAUUGCUAAAUGGCUCAAAGGCAGUUCUUCUUUGUGGAGCAGUGGGGAAUCCGAAACCAGAUGUUUCCUGGCUAAGAGAUGAAGUUUUGAUCAAGGUUAAUGAUCGUAUUUCCAUUCUUGAUACCGGAACUUUAAAAAUCCAUGAUAUUCAAAAAGAUGAUGCAGGGAGGUACCGCUGUGUCACGAAAAACAGCUUAGGCAUGGAAUACUCUAGACCUGUUACAGUAGAAGUUCAAGUUCCCUCUAGAAUACAGAAGAUUUCAAUGAAUAAAAGAGUUGCAUUUGGCUCUGAAAUUACCUUGGAGUGUAAUGCAUCUGGUGAUCCAAUUCCUGCUAUCACGUGGCUGGAAAAUGGUAACUCUAUUUCUGCUGCCUCAGUGGAGGAAAUCAUUGUUGGUGAUGCUAUUAAUUCUACGCUUAGAGUUGUUGUUAAUAAACCUGCCUUAUAUACCUGUUUGGCAACCAACAAGCACAUCGGAGGAAUAACUAAAGCAAAAGCCACAGUGAAGGUUUCCAUUUCUGAAUGGAGGCUUUACAAAAGUAAUUUAGGUUAUUGUGGCACAUACCAGGGUAAUGUGUGCAAAGGAUCAUUACCAAAAGAUGCUCUUGUCUUUUAUAACUCUUCAAAUGAGGACCCAGAGGAAGCCCAAGAAUUUCUUGCACAGAGUGUUUGGGCUCAGUUAGAUGCAGUGAAUCCUUUUUGUCGUCCUGCUGCCGAGUCCUUACUUUGCCAUUUUAUAUUCCGAGAUUGCAAUCCAACUGGUUUGGGGCCAGCUCCUAAACCAGUGUGCAGAGAACACUGUUUGGCUGUGAAAGAUCUGUAUUGCUACAAGGACUGGCUUUCCAUGGAGGAUAACUCACAGAAGGGCAUUUACUCAUCUGGGUUUAAACUUAAGCUGCCUGAUUGUAAUCAGCUGCCAAGUAUAAAUAACAACCUUACAACCUGCACUCGAAUUCCUUACAUAGAAAUGAAAAAAGAUAAAAUCACUAAGACAUGUUACAAUGAAAAAGGAAGAUUUUAUCAAGGAAUGGUCAAUGUCACAGCUACUGGGAUUCCAUGCCAAAACUGGAGUAAAAAAGUUCCUCAUUUUCAUAGACUGUCACCAGAUAAUAUCCCAGAACUUAAAAACUCAGAAAACUAUUGUCGCAACCCUGGAGGAGAGAGUGAAAGACCUUGGUGCUACACAACAGACCAUUCAGUCAGAUGGGAGUACUGUAAUAUUCCUCGAUGUGGUGAAUUUUCAGUUCCUGUGUCCACAUUACCAAAGCAUGCAACUCCAAACCUUCCAUCCUCAGUUUCUCCUGCUUACUCCAUGACUGUAAUUAUAUCAAUAAUAUCUGGCUUUGCGGCUGCAGUAUUCCUUAUCAUAUGUGCACUUGUAUGUCACCGCAGACAAAAGGCCUGGAAGAACAGAAAAAGGGAGAUGGAAACCCCGACAUUAACCACACUACCUUCAGAACUGCUGCUGGAUCGUCUUCAUCCCAAUCCCAUGUACCAGCGUAUACCUCUCCUUCUCAACUCCAAACUACUUAGUCUAGAGUAUCCCAGAAAUAACAUUGAAUAUGUGAGAGACAUCGGUGAAGGGGCAUUUGGAAGGGUGUUCCAGGCAAGAGCUCCUGGAUUACUUGUUUAUGAACCCUUCACUAUGGUGGCUGUGAAAAUGCUAAAGGAGGAAGCUUCAGCUGACAUGCAGGCAGAUUUCCAAAGAGAAGCUGCUCUGAUGGCAGAGUUUGAUCACCCCAACAUUGUGAAACUUUUAGGCGUGUGUGCUGUUGGGAAACCAAUGUGUCUACUGUUUGAAUAUAUGGCUCAUGGAGACCUGAAUGAAUACCUGCGAAGACGUUCACCAGGCCAGAUGCACAUCCUCAGUCAGUGCAAUCUCUCUAGAAAGAGUUUGAUAUCUGAAUCAGAAUCAGGUUCCCUUACCUGUGUGGACCAACUGUACAUCUCAAAACAAGUGGCAGCAGGCAUGGCUUACCUGUCAGAGCGAAAGUUUGUGCACAGAGAUUUGGCCACAAGAAAUUGUUUGGUAAGCGAAAAUCUGGUGGUAAAAAUAGCUGAUUUUGGACUCUCCAGAAACAUAUACUCUGCUGAUUAUUAUAAAGCCAACGAAAAUGAUGCCAUUCCUAUCCGAUGGAUGCCUCCAGAGUCUAUAUUUUAUAACCGUUACACCACAGAGUCUGAUGUUUGGGCUUAUGGGGUUGUAUUAUGGGAAAUAUUUUCAUUUGGUUUACAGCCAUAUUAUGGAAUGGCCCAUGAAGAAGUCAUCUAUUAUGUCAGGGAUGGCAAUAUCCUUUCAUGUCCUGAACAUUGUCCACUGGAGCUUUACAAUCUAAUGCGCCUCUGCUGGAGCAGUCAUCCUACUGACAGACCCAGCUUUGCCAGCAUUCAUAGAAUUUUGGAGCGAAUGCACGAGCAGACAAUACGUGCCAGUGUAGCCUGAAGCAAAGUUGUGUUAAUGUAUACUUUGAGUUUCAUAAUGCUGUGCCAAGAAAUAAUACCUUAUUAAGACAUAAAUGACUUGGGUAUACAGUAUUACUAGAUGGGCAAUAAAUGCUUGGAACAUGUGCCUAAUAUGGAAAACAAGCAUUUGUCCUGGUCUGUUUGUGGUGUCGAAUGCCUUCUUGAGAAUUUACAUUUCUGGUUCCUUUUUGUGCAAACUAAACAAUAAUAUAAAUAACUGACACUAAUGGCAUUUGCACAAAACCUCAUUUGAAUAAAAAAAGUUGGAAUAUAACACAUGUAGCGCAACAUUUGCAGAAAAAACAUUACCAUUUUAAAUUGCCAGUUUAAGAUAUUUAACCUAAACAUAUUACAAUCAGUUUUAAAUCUAUGAAAACGUAUCACCCUGUUAUAACGUAACACAAGUGACAUGUGGCAAAGAAACCGUGCCCCAUCUUCAAGUAAACGGCACAAAGAAAGGUUAAAGAAAAAGGUUGGACCUGCAGGUGUGGUUUACACUGCAAAGAAUUGUUUUCCAAAUGAGCAAAGCAUUUUUAAAAAGUAUGAGGAGAGUAUCAUGGGACUUUGAAAAUGUAAUGCACGUAGAUAUUACAUCAAAAAGAAACACCAAGCAUAAAUAAAACGACUAUCCUGAAAAAUGAGAAUUCUUUUGAAAGAAGAUUUUCUCCUUGUUAGCUUGAAUUGGGUUUGACAUUGUUAUAUAUUUUUCUGUCAACAAGUAUAUAAGAAUU